AUGUGCGACUACGAGGAAUUCAUUUGGUCCUGUGAGCACUCAGACUUCCGGCUCAAGUCAUACUGCCAUAAAGCCCGAAACAACCCGGGCCACGCCUGCAACUUUGUAAAGCGGCUACGCCAUUGCUGGGACCAAGGCCGUCCAUGUGACGCUUGUCUUGCAAAGCAGGCAGCUGAGGCCCACGCCCAGAUGAUGAGCGGUUGGUACGGGUCCAGUCAAGGCGGUCGAGCCUAG
Messenger RNA from Podospora anserina S mat+, 234 nucleotides. RefSeq lists its product as uncharacterized. Lineage: Eukaryota; Fungi; Ascomycota; Sordariomycetes; Sordariales; Podosporaceae. The transcript is spliced from 2 exons. The record is from RefSeq and is a predicted model, not a curated record. The coding region runs from base 1 to 234 and encodes 77 amino acids.